AUGGAUUGGGCUCAGUAGAAAAGUGAAGCCAAUAGAACCCAAACCAGAGUUCAUUUUAACAGAGACAUAGAAUUGAGCAAAGAUAAUGAAUUCGCAGCUCCAAGCCGGUUCGAGCCGAGCUUUAUUAGUGGUUCCGGAGCUGGUUUUGAGGCCGAGCUGUGGCUCGUUGGGUCGGCUCAAUCGGCCGGGAUCAUGGCCGGGAGCCCGCCGGAAAGCGGGUACAGGCAAGGUCUAUGCAGUGUCGAGGAAGAAUCCGGUGAGCAUGAAGCCCGUGGAGAAGGUUGCCACGGUGACGGUGAAGGCGACUGUGAAGGCGACGGUGGGUGGGGUGUUGAGGAAACUUGGCUUGAGCGGAGGGUUGGAUGCUAUCUUGGAUGUGUUGGGGAAGUCGGUGAGGUUGGAGCUUGUUAGUGACGAGUUGGAUCCUCAAACGGGGCUUCAGAAGCCGACGAUAAAGGGGUAUAUACACAGGAGUGCAGCCGACGAUGACUUGGUGGUCUAUGAGGGUGAGUUCAAAGUGAGCUCUAGUUUUGGGGCAGUGGGCGCGGUGUUGGUUCGGAAUGAGCACCAGAAAGAGACGUACUUCAAGAGCAUAGUGCUUGAAGGAUUCGAUCAAGGCCCUAUCCAAAUCACAUGCAACUCAUGGGUUCAUGCCCACUGUGACAAUCCCCAGGAUAGGGUCUUCUUCACAGACAAGUCGUAUUUGCCACCGAAGACCCCAGCAGGGUUGAAGCAGCUGAGAGAGAAAGAGCUGGAGACGCUAAGGGGAAAUGGGAAGGGGGAGAGAAAGGAUUUUGAGAGGAUUUAUGACUACGACAAAUACAACGAUCUUGGCGACCCGGAUGAGAGUGCAGACACUACAAGGCCUGUCCUUGGUGGCAAGUACCAUCCUUAUCCCAGGCGUUGUCGGACAGGACGCCCUAUGACCCUUAGAGAUCCUAUGUCAGAAAGUAGAGUGAAGAGUACAGCAGAUUCACCUUAUGUCCCAAGGGACGAAGCAUUCUCGGCAUUGAAACAGGCACAAUUCACAUUGAAGACCUUGAAAUCCGUCCUACACGCGCUUAUCCCUGGUGUCGAGGCUCUUGUAGUAGACAAAAACAUGGGCUUCGACUUCUUCACAGAUAUUGAUCUCCUCUUCAAAAAGGGGGUUGAAUUCCAAAGGAAAGAUGGGGAUGGUAACGUACUGAGCUCUUUGCUCCUCCCGAGGCUUUUGAAGGCGGUCGCAAAGGGAGGAAGCGAACUCUUGCAAUUCGAGAUUCCAGCCAUUAUGGAUCGGGACAAGUUUUCGUGGAUGCGCGAUGAGGAAUUUGCACGUCAAACAAUUGCUGGGAUCAACCCAUAUGGAAUUCAAUUGGUUAAGGAAUUUCCCUUUGUGAGCACAUUGGACCCGAAGAAAUACGGCCCAACUGAAUCUGCAAUAACGAAGGAAGUCAUUGAGCGAGAAAUAAAAGGAGUCAUGACAGUUGAAGAGGCGGUGGCACGGAAGAAGCUGUUUGUUCUAGACUACCACGACAUACUCAUGCCUUACGUGAACAAGGUGCGGGCUCUAGAGGGGACAACCCUCUAUGCCUCCCGGACUGUCUUCUUCAUCACCCACUUAGGCACCCUACAACCGGUGGCCAUUGAGCUUGCAAGGCCACUCUCUGAGAGUGACGAUGCCUGGCGCAAGGUGUUUACGCAGGGAAUUGAUCACACGACCGCGUGGGUGUGGAAGUUGGCCAAAUGCCAUGUUGCUGCACAUGACUCUGGCAUUCACCAGCUAGUCUCACACUGGUUGAGGACACACUGUUGCUGUGAGCCAUACGUGAUCGCGGCUAACCGUCAACUGAGUGCCAUGCACCCAAUAUAUAGGCUGCUGCAACCCCACUUCCGAUACACGAUGGAGAUCAAUGGCCUAGCUCGGCAGAGCCUGAUCAACGCAAAUGGGAUCAUUGAGUCGUGCUUCUCGCCUGGGAUGUACUCCAUGGAACUUAGUUCAUAUGCUUACGAUUUGACAUGGCGUUUCGACAAGGAGGCCUUGCCUGCAGAUCUCAUUAAUAGAGGGUUGGCCGAGGAAGAUCCGACAGCGGAGCAUGGCCUCAAGCUUGUGAUUGAGGACUACCCUUUUGCUAAUGACGGCCUCCUUAUAUGGUCUGCGAUAAAGCAAUGGGUCACAGACUACGUUUCCUACUACUACUCCGACCCUGGCUCAGUGCGAUCCGACACUGAGCUCCAGGCUUUUUGGGAAGAAGUGAGAACCAAGGGCCACGAAGACAAGAAAAAUGAGGCCUGGUGGCCCGUAUUGAAAACCAAUGAUGACCUCAUUCAAGUUCUAACCACCAUCAUGUGGGUGGUUAGCGGUCACCAUGCCGCUGUAAAUUUCGGUCAGUACCCUUAUGGGGGCUACUUCCCCAACCGCCCAACUAUUGCUAGGAACAAUUUGCCAGUAGAGGAUGAGGGUUGCGAUGAGUUCCGGAGAUUCAUCGAGAAACCAGAAGUAGCAUUGUUGUCAACUUUUCCUUCUCAACUCCAAGCAGCAAAGGUGAUGACUGUACUAGAUGUGUUAUCCUCUCACUCUCCAGAGGAGGAGUAUCUGGGUGAUCAGGUGGAGCCUGAAUGGGCCUUAGUGCCAGAAAUUAGGGCAGCUUUCGAGAAGUUUAAUGGUAGGAUGAAGGAGAUAGAGGGUAUCAUAGACCAGAGGAACACUGAUCUUGAAUUGAGGAACCGAACAGGCGCCGGCGUGGUGCCAUAUGAGCUCUUGAAGCCCUUCUCUGAGCCUGGAGUCACUGGAAAGGGUGUCCCAACUAGCAUUUCCAUAUAGAGGUUGAGCUUUUGGUCAUUGAGGUUCAGUUUCCUUCAGUUCGAACCUUUUUUAGCCUCGUGAUUUAUGGUACUCGUAAGGGAGAAGGAAUAAGGAAGAAGAAAAGAAAAAAGAAGAAAACCUAACCAAGGGCUAUAAUCCUUUUCAACUGUACUCUCUAUGGUAGGUGUCUGUUUGCAAUUUGUACUUAUAGAGUUUCUAGCUAAUGAAUAUGCACUUCACUUUUUGCAUUGAA
Molecule: messenger RNA, 3035 nt
Organism: Amborella trichopoda
Lineage: Eukaryota; Viridiplantae; Streptophyta; Magnoliopsida; Amborellales; Amborellaceae
Product: linoleate 13S-lipoxygenase 2-1, chloroplastic
Biological process (GO): lipid oxidation
Molecular function (GO): metal ion binding; oxidoreductase activity, acting on single donors with incorporation of molecular oxygen, incorporation of two atoms of oxygen; protein binding
Source: RefSeq, a predicted model, not a curated record